Molecule: messenger RNA, 1256 nt
Organism: Lathyrus oleraceus (garden pea)
Lineage: Eukaryota; Viridiplantae; Streptophyta; Magnoliopsida; Fabales; Fabaceae
Product: vestitone reductase
Exons: 4
Coding region: 56-1036 (326 amino acids)
Molecular function (GO): oxidoreductase activity, acting on the CH-OH group of donors, NAD or NADP as acceptor
Source: RefSeq, a predicted model, not a curated record
UAUAUAUAUAUAUAUAUAUCAAACAGAACAAACUUAACAGAAAGAGUGUCCAAACAUGGCAGAGGGGAAAGGAAGGGUUUGUGUAACAGGAGGUACAGGUUUUCUUGGUUCAUGGAUUAUUAAGAGUCUUCUUGAAAAUGGAUACUCUGUUAAUACCACUGUUAGACCUGAUCCAGAACGUAAGAGGGAUCUUAGCUUCCUCACAAACCUUCCCGGUGCAUCCGAAAGGCUCCAUUUCUUCAACGCGGAUCUAAGCGACCCAGAAAGUUUCUCCGCAGCAGUCGAAGGCUGCGUCGGGGUAUUCCACACGGCAACACCAGUAGAUUUCGCUGUGAGCGAACCAGAAGAAAUAGUGACAAAAAGAACCGUGGACGGAGCAUUAGGAAUUUUAAAAGCAUGCGUAAAUUCAAAAACACUGAAGAGAUUCAUAUACACUUCAAGUGGCUCAGCUGUUUCAUUCAACGGCAAAGACAAAGAAGUGUUGGAUGAGACUGAUUGGAGUGAUGUUGGUUUGCUUAGAAGUGUUAAACCAUUUGGUUGGUCUUACUCAGUUUCAAAGACUUUGGCAGAAAAAGCAGUGCUUGAUUUCGGCCAACAAAAUGGGAUCGAUGUUGCUACUUUGAUUCUUCCUUUUAUUGUUGGUUCUUUCAUUUGUCCUAAGCUUCCUGAUUCUGUUGACAAAGCUCUUGUUUUGGUAUUAGGUAAAAAGGAACAAAUUGGUGUGACACGUUUUCAUAUGGUACAUGUUGACGAUGUAGCUAGAGCACAUAUAUAUCUACUUGAGAAUUCUGUUCCUGGAGGGAGAUACAAUUGUGCACCAUUCAUCGUAACUAUUGAAGAAAUGUCUCAACUUUUUUCAGCCAAAUAUCCAGAAUUUCAAAUUCUAUCAGUAGAUGAGUUGAAGGAAAUUAAAGGUGCAAGGUUAGCUGAAUUGAACUCGAAGAAACUCGUGGCUGCUGGUUUCGAGUUUAAGUACAGUGUUGAUGAUAUGUUUGAAGAUGCGAUUCAGUGUUGCAAGGAAAAAGGAUAUCUCUAAGUGUUGUGUUUGGAAGUUCAUGAUGUAAUAUGUUUUAGUUAUGAAAAGUUGAGAAAAUAAUAAAAUGCCUAAGAUCAAUGAUGAUGGUUUAGGAGAUGUAGUAUCAGGUUAUGCAUUAAGUUGUUUAUGUUGAAGAAACUGGAGAAAUGAUCAAUUUAUCUUUCUGAAUAUUUAAAUUAAUACUUUGUGAAAAUGAAAAUGAAGUUAAUUUGCAAUUGAA